AUGCUGAACUCAAUUCAGGUAGAGGACUUAUUUGAAAAUUUUUGGGAGCGCACACAUCUGGAGGGAUCCUUCUAUGGAUGCUGUAACAUCGUUUCUGUCUCAGUAUACCUUGCCCCAUUGCCUACAUUCAUACGAAUCUACAGAGAAAAAUCAACAAUGGGAUUCCAAUCUCUACCCUAUGUAGUAGCACUGUUUGCUGCCAUGCUUUGGCUACUGUACUCAUUUCUCAAGACAAAUGCAUUUCUCCUCGUCUCUAUUAACUCCUUCGGAUGCAUUAUUGAGGCCAUUUACAUCUUUAUCUACCUUCUUUACGCGUCAAAAAAGGCCAGGAGUCACACAGUAAAGCUAUUGGCUUCUUUGAAUAUGGGGCUAUUUUCUCUGAUAUUUCUACUAUCACUCUUCUUUUUCAAACAACAUCGCGUUGGCGUUGUGGGAUGGAUUUGUGUCGCGGUUUCUGUCUGUGUUUUUGCAGCACCCCUAAGCAUUGUGUUUAAAGUUGUUCGCACUCGCAGUGUUGAAUUCAUGCCAUUCGGCUUGUCAUUUUUCCUGACAGUGAGUGCCAUCACAUGGUUUGCAUACGGUCUAUUUGCGAAGGAUGUAUGCAUUGCUGUUCCGAAUGUUAUCGGGUUCUUUUUGGGGCUGCUUCAGAUGUUAUUGUAUGGACUCUUUAGGAAUGCAAAACCAGUUAUGGAGGAGAAAAUUUUGCCUGAGCAUGCUAUAAACAUCAUGAAGUUAGGGAUCCCUGAAGUACGUCGAGUUGAUCUUCAAAAAUGCGCGAGUAAGAAUGAAACAACCAAAGACGAGGACAGGAAGGAUAUUGAAGAAGACGAUCACAUGGAAACUUGCGUGCCUUCUGCCACUAGAGACCCUGAUCCUGUUGUCUUCCUCGAAAAUGAACUGUUGUAUGCAGAAGCUUUCCCUGUUUCAGCCGAAGUUCUUGAUUCUGGAUUUUGGGAAUGCCAAAGUACGUUCCGUGCAUCUUACAUAGCGAACGAGAGAGAAGGAAAACACAUAACUAUUACGGCUUUCUCAAAGAUGGUGGGCUUUUCUUUCAAGGUGAUAAAUCUGCGCUCAAUUAGGCAACUCGACAGAUACACAAUUAAUGCUUUGGUUAGGAAAACAAACAGGCUAGUAACUGCUGAGAAGGGUUUCCUCAAGUCGUCGCUGAAAUAUGGUUUGGCUUCUGUAAAUACACAUUGUGUUUCUUUUUCUUGCAGAACAUCAAUUUUUGAGGAUAGUUUUGGCUAUCUGGAUGCUCCGGUUGAAAGAAUCGCUGGAGCAGAUGUCCCCAUGCCUUACGCAGCUAAUCUUGAGAGAAUGGCUCUUCCCCAGGUGGAAGAUGUUCGUGCAGCUAAGAGAGCAUGUGCCACGGCUGACGGCUCAACCUUUUUGGCGUUACCAGAAUUUUAA
This is a messenger RNA of Fraxinus pennsylvanica, 1410 nucleotides long. Lineage: Eukaryota; Viridiplantae; Streptophyta; Magnoliopsida; Lamiales; Oleaceae. The record is from the annotation of a GenBank genome assembly.